Molecule: messenger RNA, 3480 nt
Organism: Oncorhynchus gorbuscha (pink salmon)
Lineage: Eukaryota; Metazoa; Chordata; Actinopteri; Salmoniformes; Salmonidae
Product: monocarboxylate transporter 8-like
Exons: 8
Coding region: 490-2247 (585 amino acids)
Biological process (GO): transmembrane transport
Molecular function (GO): thyroid hormone transmembrane transporter activity; monocarboxylic acid transmembrane transporter activity
Source: RefSeq, a predicted model, not a curated record
GUUUGCACAGAAAACCCCGGUUCGAGAGAUUCACAUAUUCCAAUGUAACAUUAAAUCCAUGAAAGAGGAGGAGCCGACACUCGUUUGUUUACAGAUUAGGCUACACGAUGUGGACAGCGGUGACUCUGCAGCGCGAGGACGAGAUUGAGUUGAGGUUGGCGAGCAGCAGACGUUUUCACAGGUUGAUUUAAAUUUUUCACGGAGCAGGAAAGCAAAAGUGAAAUAUUUUCCGGCGUCAUCAUUUCCCCUGUAAAUAGGCUUCGUGGACACCUGCUUUAAAUCAUGAUAAAUAAAUAAAACGUGCCUGUCCUUUCACUAUACAACCGAUUUUAGAGCAGCACUUCAGCACUUCGGAUACUGAACUUGGUGCUGCGACUUGACUUUGCCUACAAUUACUGGAAGAACAGAGCACAAAGAAUCCUACUUUUUAUUUUCUAUAGACCGACCUUGUCAAUCAAUAGGCUACUGUCGCUGUCUGAUGCAUGAGCGAUGCACCCAGAACACAACAGUAACCCCUCUACUGGACAGGAUAAAAUGGGGGUCAACGGGAAAGGAGAAAAUCGGACCGAGGAGGAAGUAUCGAGCGGCGAGCCGCCGACCGAAAACUGUGAUGAGGCUACUGCUGACUCUGAAAUUGAGCAGAACGGUGGUUCUCCCCAAGACCGAGAGAACCAGCAAGCACAGAAGAACCUGGGAGAUAGCGAAUGCAAGAUUCCACAUGAGGACAGUACUAUCCAGCUCAUCGAGGCUGGAUGUCUCGAUUGUAAACCCGGUGUGUCCCCGGAUUCUCAGUCCCCGGCACCGAUGCCAGGGCAGUGCCCCGGGUUCGUCCCACCCGAGGGCGGGUUCGGCUGGUUAGUUGUUUUCGCUGCUACCUGGUGUAAUGGAUCCAUCUUCGGGAUACAGAACUCCUUCGGUAUCCUCCACAUGAUGCUGGUGAAAGACCACGCAGACCCCAAUGACAAUACGUCGCAGUUUAAAGUAGCCUGGGUGGGGGCCCUGGCGAUGGGCAUGAUCUUCUUCUGUUCCCCGGUGGUCUCCAUGUUCACAGAUCACUUCGGCUGCAGGAAGACAGCUGUGGGCGGGGCCACCGUGGCCUUCAUCGGACUCCUCAGCACUGCCUUCGCAAAGUCCCUCAGCCUGCGGUAUUUCACCUAUGGGAUCCUGUUUGGAUGUGGCUCGUCCUUUGCCUUCCAGCCCUCCCUGGUGAUCCUGGGCCACUACUUCCGGCGGCGGCUUGGCCUGGCCAACGGCGUGGUGACGGCUGGCAGCAGCCUGUUCUCCAUGGGCCUCCCAGUGCUGCUCACCAAGGUGGCAGAGCCGCUGGGCCUCAGAAGAACCUUCCAGAUCCUCAGCCUCUUCAUGCUGGUCCAGGCCCUGCUGGCCCUGACCUUCAGACCCCUGCUGCCCCAGAGAGUUCCAAUGGGACCACUAGGACCAGGGGGCCCUGUCGGGUCAACGCCUCAGCAAGGAGCCACUGCCCGAGGCAGCCGCUGGAGCAGGGCGCUGAUCCAGGUCAGGAAGGCCUUUAACCUGAAGGUGUUCCACAUCGUCACCUACCGGGUGUGGGCGUUCGGGGUUGCUACGGCCGUGCUGGGUUACUUUGUGCCCUACAUCCACUUGAUGAACUUUGUAAAAGAGCAGUUCAAGGAGACCCAGAAAGAGUGGAUCUUGUUGGUGUGUAUAGGAGCCUCAUCUGGCGUGGGGCGCCUCCUCUUCGGGAAAGUAGGAGACCUCAUUCCCGGAGCCAAGAAGAUCUGGAUGCAGUCGGUGUCGUUCAUGGUGCUGGGGCUGAUGUCCAUGAUGAUCCCCCAGUGCACUGUGUUCGAGGGGCUGAUUGUGGUGUGUGUGUUCCUGGGGCUGUGUGACGGCUGCUUCAUCACCAUCAUGGCUCCCAUAGCCUUUGAGCUGGUGGGCCCCAUGCAGGCCUCCCAGGCUAUAGGAUACCUACUGGGACUCAUGGCCCUGCCCAUGACUGCAGGACCCCCCAUCGCUGGACUCCUGCAUGACUACUGUGGUGAUUACAAUAUGGCCUUCUACCUGGCAGGGGGCCCUCCCAUCGUGGGGGGCAUGGUGCUGUUCUUUGUGCCCCUGAUACACCGACGGCAGCAGAGAGCCCUUGAGGGCCAGGGUGGGGGGCCGGAGGACCCCAGCACAGAUCACAUGCUGCCCCCGGCAGGAGGCCCCAAGGGCUGCUCUAAUGGAGAAAUGCUGCCUGGAUACACCGACGUGGAGACACACAUUUGAGUAGCACUACACUAAGCACCUGAGAUCUGACCGUCCCUGCACCUCUUUCCUUCCCCUGGCCCCUAACCACGGACUACCUGCUGAUGUACCUCUCAACCUCUGACACAGUUUCUAUAGGAACCCUCCUCCUGUCUAUAGGAAGCCCCCUCCUCUCUGAAUGCCAUUAGUUCCUUAUAGGGAUCCCUGUGGUCUAAGGAGAGAGGGGGAGAAGGUUUUUUGCCCUCUGAAGCAAAGGAGGAACACAUCGCUGACCAACCUUGAACGAAGAGACAAUUGGCAUUAUCAUAGGAUCUGGGCGUCACACAAUCCAAAACAGUGUUAUCUUUCCCUGUGGCUUUAAGCUCAUCUAAAAUGGGAAUGCACACAAUAGGUGUGUACCAUUCAGAGCUGGGCACCAGGAAAAAAUCAUUUUAAAAAUCCUAUAGCAUCUGGAGUCAGAGUAUGUCAAUUAUUUAAUAUGCUUCAGUAGGUUUUUAAAUGACAGAUUAUUCAGAAAGAUAAAUAGUAGUAGAGUAAUUGAAUGGAGUACUUUGUUCUACUCUGUCUAGACCACAAGCAUCUCAUACUUUAUUUCAUAUGUUCCUUUUGUCUCUAGGUGUUUCAUAAUAUAGGACAUAGGAAAGAUUUCAGUUAUUAUGACGACUUAUUGCAGUUACAUUUUACAAGUCUCAGUUUAUUUUGUUUAUGAUAGACCAAGGAAGAACACAUAUCUGUUUCAGUUGUGAAUUAUACGAUAGGUCUCCAUGGUGAUUCCCCCUUGGAAAAGCCACUAAAACAGUCACCUCAACCACAUACGUCCUUAUGCAGUUUUUCCAUAUGUAACCCGUGCCAUGAUGGAGCUACAAAUGGAGCUACAGAUGGAGCUACAGAUGGAGAGCGCCAGACACAACAGAUUAUAUACCGGCUUCACACUUUGUAGUCUUAAAUCUAGUUUUUUAACAGUUAUAUUUCUAAGACUUUAAGUCAAUCAAAUUUGAAUUGAAACUAAAUACACCUCUCUGAGAUGUUUUGCCAAAUUUUUAUUUACUCUUGCAGAUUUGUUUUUAUUGUUUUUAAGUUUCUACUGUUUUUCAUUAGUUUUUACCGUCUGUUUCUUACAACGGCAUUGUGAUCCUGUUAUUCAGAUGGGGGUGAAUCCUGACUUCCACUUUGAGAAUCCCGUUGACGUCAAUGUAUGACUAUGUGAAAACUCUACUUAAGUGAAAGUUUUACUUAAUAAAUGAAAGUUAGGAU